Messenger RNA from Podospora pseudopauciseta, 2604 nucleotides. RefSeq lists its product as uncharacterized. The record is from RefSeq and is a predicted model, not a curated record. Gene Ontology annotation, molecular function: GTP binding; microtubule binding; GTPase activity. NCBI's taxonomy places the organism in Eukaryota, Fungi, Ascomycota, Sordariomycetes, Sordariales, Podosporaceae. The coding region runs from base 1 to 2352 and encodes 783 amino acids. Gene Ontology annotation, cellular component: microtubule; membrane; cytoplasm. The transcript has 4 exons.
AUGGUGGCUUUUGAGAGUGAGGUCCUGAGCAAGCUAUGCUCCCAGGAUCAGCUCGAACUCCUUGACGCCAUCGAUCAGCUUCGCUUACAGGGGAUCAACAACUAUGUUUCCCUUCCUCAAAUCAUCGUGUGUGGAGAUCAAUCUUCAGGCAAAAGCUCCGUGCUACAGGCCAUCUCGGGGGUGUCGUUCCCAGUCAAUGGAAACCUCUGCACUCGCUUUCCUACCGAGUUAGUUUUGCGCCGGACACCCCACGUAAGCGCCAAAGUAUCUAUCGUCCCAAGCGACUCUCGGACCGAAUCUGAACAGGCUUCGCUGCGUGAAUUCCAGGAACACCUAGACGACUUUGCGGGUCUCCCCAAGCUGAUCGACGAGGCUAAGCUUGCGAUGGGCAUUUCAACACAUGGUAAAGCCUUCGCCAAAGACAUCCUCAGGGUUGAAAUCACAGGUCCUGACCGUCCGCACCUCACCAUCGUUGAUCUGCCUGGUCUCAUUCACUCUCCGACAAGGCAGCAGUCGGCCUCCGAUGUUGAGCUUAUCCAAGAAGUUAAUGACUUUGCCAACCAGGUGGUCCUCAAGCUGGCGCGUGCCGUGGACAGCAUUGGUAGUCGGACAUUGGGGGUCAUCACAAAGCCCGAUGACUUGACCCCAGGAUCUGACCGUGAAGCUCUUUAUCUAUCUCUCGCAAGAAACCAGCAAUUCGAGUUUCGCCUUGGUUGGCACGUACUGAGGAAUAUGGAUUCUGAGAAAGGCACUUCAACUCUGGGUGAGCGUGAUGCCAACGAAGCAGAGUUCUUCCGCAAAGGUUCCUGGACCGGGUUGCUUUUUUCUCAUCUCGGCAUUUCCAACUUGAGGACUCGUCUCAGCAAGGUUCUUCUGGGACAGAUUGCAGCUGAACUCCCGAGCUUGCUGAGCGAGAUUGACGAAAAGUUCAAAGCCUGUCAACUUCAGCUCGAAACGCUCGGCCAACCCAGAGAUUCGCCUGACGAACAAAGACGGUACCUCCUUCACCUAAGCCAGGCGUUCCAGGCUUUAGUUACGGCUUCAACGAGCGGCAGUUACAACGGCGAGUUCUUCGAGGACGCAAUGACAGCGGUUGGAUAUAAACAGCGCAUCCGAGCUGUCAUCCAAAACCUCAAUGAAGUGUUCGCCGAGGAGUUGGCAAAGGCGGGGCAUUUUCGGGCCAUUGGGGAUUUUGAGUCAACAUCAAACCUCGGGGCUUCGCUCAAACCACAGCAGGUGACGAGGGAUGAAUUUUUGAACCACAUUGAGAAGGUGAUUCGGAGAACCCGUGGACGGGAGCUGCCGGGCACGUUCAACCCACUGGUUGUUGUGACGCUUUUUCAUGAGCAAUCUCAGCACUGGGGACAGGUUGCUCGCCAGCAUGUCGAGAAGAUGUGGCGAGCUGCUGGUCGCUUUCUAGAGUUGGUCAUCGAUCACAUUGCAGACCGCUCAACCUCUCGUGGGCUGAAGAACGAGAUCUCCGGGCCUGCCAUGCAAAGAAUCAGGAAGGAAGUAGCCGACAAGACCGCCGAGCUGGUUGCCCCGCAUCAAAAGGGUCAUCCCAUCACAUACAACCAUUAUUUCACCGAAACGCUCCAGAAGGUCCGGCGCGAGAGGGACUCCAAGAGGACAGCGAGAAUUCUUCGUAACUUCUUCCAGAUUUCUGACACAAAUGAUUUGACCAGCGUGCCGAUUGCGCAUCCUGACUCGGGCGAUGUUGCUACGUGGGAUAUCCAGAGCUUGGUUACGUCCCUUGCCGACACCAACGAGCCAGAUAUGUGCCGCUUUGCAGCCAAGGAAGCUUUGGAUUGCCUGAACGCCUACUAUAAGGUUGCCUUGAAACGUUUCGUUGAUGAUGUUGCUGUUGAGGUCAUUGAGACAAAGCUCAUCUCUGUUUUGCACGACAUUCUUUCCCCACUCGGCGUGUAUGAGAUGUCAGCCACGCUGAUUUCUCGCAUCGCGGGAGAGUCCGAAGAGAAUCGCGCCGAACGUGAACAGCUUACCAAACAGCUUGAUAUCUUGCGAAACGGUCUUGAGACUUGUAAGAGGUUCGCGGGGUUUCGGGCCAGUGAUGACUCAGUAUUUGUGUCUAUCAAGGCAGCUGGCAAUUCCCCUAUGACUGGUGACUACGAUAGCGACAUGGAAUCUCUGGUGAAGAUAGAAGAAACCGAUGCACAGCGAGAACGGGAAACAUGUUCUGUGAGGUCACCACCCAUCUUGCUAGAAGAGCCAGAACCGGGACCGGAAGUAGAGCUUGAGCCGGAGCCGGAGCCGGAGCCAGAAGAGUACAACUCGUCUCCGCGAGUUCAGAACAAGAAAAGGGUUAGGAGGGCAGGGAAGAUAUAUUAUUAGAGUCACAGUGCUGGGCGUCGAAUAUCACGCAGGUGGAGGACAAACUGGAGCUACUAGUGAUGCGGAAUGGUGACUCGGGAAGUGAUUUCAAAACAAUGGGAGUUUUAGCAGUUCUUCUAAUGGGAUCCUAUGCAUUUGCCAUGGCUCAUCCAAUCCAAGCCGAUAGAGUGUCUAGGUUGAGACAUAUAAUCCGCGCUGCUCAAUGUUAAAGAGUUUACUCGUGGCGAAAACUCCCUACCCACACUCUUCAAG